Molecule: messenger RNA, 1360 nt
Organism: Nothoprocta perdicaria
Lineage: Eukaryota; Metazoa; Chordata; Aves; Tinamiformes; Tinamidae
Gene: ENDOV
Product: endonuclease V
Exons: 10
Coding region: 3-815 (270 amino acids)
Biological process (GO): DNA repair
Cellular component (GO): nucleolus; cytoplasm
Molecular function (GO): RNA endonuclease activity producing 5'-phosphomonoesters, hydrolytic mechanism; single-stranded RNA binding
Source: RefSeq, a predicted model, not a curated record
CGAUGUCGGAGGCGCCGCCGGCGGGAGCGCCCCUGCGCCUCUGGGCUCGGGAGCAGGCCCGGCUCAAGGCCGCUGUGAUCGCCCAGGAUACGGAGCAGUGGCAGAAGGAGCCGGGCUUUGCUGGGCUGCACAGGGUCGGAGGCCUGGACUUAUCCUACGUCAAAGGGGACGAGAGCGGCGCCUGCGCUUCCCUCGUGGUGCUCAGCUACCCGCAGCUGCAGGUGCUCUACGAGGAUUGCCAGAUGGUUGCUGUGACAGCCCCAUACAUAGCAGGAUUCCUGGCCUUCCGAGAGGUCCCUUUCCUGGUGGAAGCAAUUCAGAGACUGCAGCAGAAGGAUCCCGGGCUCACACCACAGGUGCUGCUUGUAGAUGGGAAUGGCCUGCUCCAUCACAGAGGAUUUGGUGUGGCCUGUCACCUGGGGGUCCUGACGGAUCUACCAUGCAUUGGAGUGGCCAAGAACCUCCUGCAAGUGGACGGCUUGGCCAGGGAUGAGCUGCACAGAGAGCAGAUUCGUUCCCUGCAGAUGGAAGGAGAUACAUUCCCGCUGACUGGCACUUCAGGGAACGUCCUGGGCAUGGUCCUGCGUAGCUGCAACAGCAGCUCUAAGCCCCUUUAUGUCUCUGUGGGCCAUAGGGUGUGCCUGGAGACAGCAGUGAGUCUGGUCAAGUCCUGCUGCAGGUACCGGAUCCCGGAGCCCAUCCGACAGGCUGAUAUUAGAUCGAGGGAGUAUAUUCGGAAGCAGCUGUGCUCAUCACCAGAGGUCAGACCUUCUGUGCGAAAGAGACAAAAAAAUGAGCCUGAGCCUGAUCACUAAUCUGAUGCCAGAACAAACUGCGGGUCUCCUGUAACUGGAUCCUCUCCUGCACCGAGACUGCAGGUGGGCGUGUGAUUCACGAGGGAGGGAUGGAGCCAACAGUCUGCUGCGGAUUUUGGAAGACGUCCGGAUGCCUGGGCCCAGCACCUGAGAAGCCUUCUCUCUAGUGGGUGCCUGUGGCUCCAGCCUGCCUUCGUGCCCCCAGCAGCUACCAGACCUCUGUGGCUGCACCUAGGUCGUGUGCUGGGCACAGGGUGCUCUCGGGGGAGCUCUGCAUUGCUGCUGCUGCUGCACGAAUCGUGUGCGAGGGCAGAGACCUGCUUGCCGUGCUGUUAUCGUGACCCUUUCCACCGUGGCUGAGCCAGAGGGGCUGCGAUGCGGAUCAGCCCUCCGUCAAGAACAGAACAUGUUGGAGAAGGGAACGUUUCCCUUCCAGGCGGGUGGGGAGGGAGCGCCUCCCUCCUACACAAGCAGCCGAGGCAGACGGAGCCCGGCCUCAUGUUUUGCAGUUUGAGCAGGCUGUGAGCGCUGGUGUCAGGUCAGCA